CAGCGUUUGGUAUCGCUCCAAUUCUUCUUUAUGUUGAAACUCAAGUUGCAAUACCACGAUAUUUAUACUCGUAUAUAGAAAGAGAAACAGGGAAUGUGCGUAUUUCCUUCUCCACGUGUAAUCAACUUAAUCUUGUGAGAUAAUUGAUACUCUUGUGCGGUACGCAUAAAGGCGUACACCGGUGCCUCUCUACGCUUUGAUCUUCACACACUCACACACAUAUUACAUCGUCUUAAUUCAAUCAAUCAUCGGGAAGUUGGUGAGACAUGGCCGGCGCAAUGUGGCCUGGAGUACUACUAUUAUUGGUGUUACUAGCAGUGCUGCUGCAUCCAUCAAGAUGUACGCAGCCAAAAGUGAACUUUCGGGAGAAAGAGAAGCAAGUGCUCGACAACAUCCUAGGACCAGGCCGAUACGAUGCGCGCAUCCGGCCGAGCGGGGAGAACGGAACAGAUGGUCCGACAAAUGUGAAGGUCAACAUCUUUCUCCGCUCUAUCAGCAAAAUAGAUGAUUAUAAUAUGGAAUACUCCGUACAAUUAACAUUUCGGGAACAAUGGUUGGAUGAGAGAUUACGGUUUAAUGACUUUGGAGGUAAACUUAAAUAUUUAACCCUGACGGAGGCUAGCCGCGUCUGGAUGCCAGAUUUGUUCUUCUCGAACGAGAAGGAGGGUCACUUCCAUAAUAUCAUUAUGCCGAACGUAUACAUACGAAUUUUCCCGCAUGGCUCGGUUCUUUAUAGUAUACGGAUAUCCUUGACGCUCUCGUGUCCCAUGAAUUUGAAACUGUAUCCCCUGGAUCGACAAACUUGCUCACUUCGUAUGGCGAGUUACGGAUGGACGACGGACGAUUUGGUCUUUCUCUGGAAGGAAGGCGACCCCGUUCAAGUGGUUAAGAAUUUACACCUACCCCGGUUCACCCUCGAGAAAUUCCUCACGGACUACUGCAAUAGUAAGACGAACACCGGAGAGUACAGUUGCUUGAAAGUGGACCUGCUCUUCAAGAGAGAGUUCAGUUACUAUCUCAUUCAAAUCUACAUCCCAUGCUGUAUGCUCGUUAUCGUGUCCUGGGUGUCUUUCUGGCUGGAUCAGAGCGCCGUGCCUGCUCGGGUGUCAUUAGGCGUUACGACACUGCUGACAAUGGCCACACAGACAUCGGGGAUAAACGCCUCACUGCCACCGGUCUCCUACACGAAGGCUAUCGACGUUUGGACAGGAGUGUGCUUGACCUUCGUGUUCGGUGCACUACUUGAAUUCGCGCUGGUCAACUACGCGUCGCGUAGCGACAUGCACAGCGACAACAUAAAGAAGCAGUUUCCACAGAACGAGAUGGAACAUUCGUCGUCGAUUGAUCCGUCUUCGGAAUUGCUCGAGCCGGAUGGAUCCGCCAACUUCGCUAUGCAACAGCAGACUCACGGCAGUAAUCCGUCGAUGACGCAACAUCAUUCGCUGCCACGUACGUAUCAACAGGACCAUCAUCAUCAGCAGCAGCACCACCAUCAUCAUCAGUUACAUCGUCAUCAGCGUUAUCAUCCAAAUCGUUCGCCAUCACCGACUUUCUCGCUGCUGAACGACGAAGACUGCGUCGCCGGCCGAUGUUCGCCGAUGAAAACAACGCGACAUCACUCACAUAGGAGCUCGGCGAGGUCGUCGCCGUCGCGAUGGCCUUCGCCAGCAUCCUCAGCGUCGCCUCUGGAUACGCCGUUGCGUGCCGCAACACCUUCGCCGAUUGCGGUACCGAUUUCGUCCACGACAUCGCUGCCCAUGUCGGCUACGAUAUCGUCGAAAACGCGUUACUGGCUGAGAAAAUUGCUUUUAUGUGGAUAUCCGGAUGAUGCCCGAGGCAGCGCGAGAAUCGACUACAUUGCGCGCUAUGCCUUCCCAUUCAUGUUCAUUCUCUUCAACGUCUUGUACUGGUGUAUUUAUACGGGUCAUGAAGGCGACAAUGUCGGUAUAGAAAAGUGAAGAAGGAUAGCGUAUACAAAAUUAUGUGUACGAAAACUGAGUGAUUCGUCAAGUCGGAUAAAUCCUUGAAAAAAUACCGAGGCAAACUUUUUACGAGCUCCGAUUAUAAGAUACAUUAAUAUCAAUAAUGAUAUUUUGCAAUCAGACUAUGUUUGCUCGACGAGGACUGACCGGAGGCACUUCGACGUAGAGAUAAACCUUCACUGUUCGCGCCCGAAACGAAAAUACUUCAGGACGAGGAUCAUCUAAAGCAACGAGGAUGUUAGCGACGUUCAGAACACAUCUCGCGACGGUCAAAAUGAUGAGGAUGAAAUAUAACAUCUUAAUUGCGUAUUAUAUCUCAUACACACACACACACACACACACACACACACACACACACACACGCACGCACACAUAGACAUAUACACGUAUGCAUGCAUGUAUGCACAUCGUACUCAAUAAUUUGCUCGGAAGACCGCGUGCCACAGACUGAAUUGAAGUAGAGGGCCCUGUAUAGCCACGGCCUGUUAACAAUGAAAGAAAAAAAGAGGCGUAAAAUUUAUAAGUAUAAAUAUAUUUACGUUGCGCGAGAUUGUGCGCUGUUGGACCGCGAACGUAUCCGUCAUUGCGAAAUUAACGUCGGAUAGUUCGUCGGAUCCAAUAAAUAUUAUUGUAAGAUGAGAUAAUGGUGAGAUAACACACGGCACGUCGAGACAACGCGGUUCGCUUCAGCUUUUCCACGUAAAACGACAAUUGUCUCAAUAAGUACACGAGACAUUUCUCAUCAUUGAGUUUCAAGAAUACGAAAUAAUCGGCGUUGACGCUGCGUCAUGUGUUAUCCUUCCUCAAGCCUGUAUAAGAUGCACACGAGGAUCGGUUGCGGAAUGUUCGACGCUGGAAAAAAAAAUAUUGAAAGUUAUGUGUCUAGAAAGGUGUCGAACGUUCGAUCUUUCGGGUGUAUAGAUCAACCUGUUGGUAUCUGGCA
Molecule: messenger RNA, 2925 nt
Organism: Atta colombica
Lineage: Eukaryota; Metazoa; Arthropoda; Insecta; Hymenoptera; Formicidae
Gene: GluClalpha
Product: glutamate-gated chloride channel
Exons: 11
Coding region: 267-1958 (563 amino acids)
Biological process (GO): chloride transmembrane transport; nervous system process; signal transduction
Cellular component (GO): synapse; neuron projection; membrane
Molecular function (GO): transmembrane signaling receptor activity; neurotransmitter receptor activity; extracellular ligand-gated monoatomic ion channel activity
Source: RefSeq, a predicted model, not a curated record